Molecule: messenger RNA, 318 nt
Organism: Plasmopara halstedii
Lineage: Eukaryota; Oomycota; Peronosporomycetes; Peronosporales; Peronosporaceae
Exons: 2
Coding region: 1-318 (105 amino acids)
Source: RefSeq, a predicted model, not a curated record
AUGACCGGCUGCGAUAUCUCAGCAGAUUUCACGAACGUGCCCUUUCCUGUAAUCCCCAAGGCUUCAAAGAUUCGUCAACAGCGAAACGUGUGCCCAAAUUUUGCUCCGUGGGCGAUUCCAGAUCCCCAGGUACGGCUUCUUAAGGUUGCAGGCACAAAAUGUACGAAAAUCUCCGCCAAGACAAACCUCCAGCUUAACCAGCUUAUGCCAACUAUUGGUGUUGGUGGGAUUAGAGACCUGACGACAAAAGGGUCAAAUUCGAUUAUUGCUCAACUCGAUACAUUAACAAGCAAUUAUUUGACGCCUUCAACCCUUUAA